AUGUCCUCGAAAUUUUUAUUUCAAACCUAUACCCUUGCCCAUGGGAGUAGCAGGGUAGUGAAGGAAAGCGUCAAAACUGUGGUUCAGAAUUGUUCAAUUCUUUCUAAUUUGGCAGGAAAUAAUGACUUGUACCGGCAGGCCAGAGAAGCUUCAGACAAAGCGAGAAAUCAGGAGUUCACUUUGACUGCCGAUGCUCCAGAAGAGUUUGAUAUAUUCCAAGCAGCCAGGGAGAAGUCUAAGAGUGUAAAGCAUUCUACGAAAAAGGGAAACGAUAUUUUGACCAACCCGAAAAGACCCAAGACCAGCAAGAAGAAUAUCUCAAACAAACGAGAGUUUAGUACUGCGAGUUGUCGCUCAAACAAAGAAGACCCAAAAGUGAAGAAACAAGUUGUUAGCGACCCAGAGAAGGUGAAGUUUGAAAUGUCACAAUCGGCUGUGCCGUCCUCACGAAUUAGCAGAUUAUAUCAUUAUGGAACAUUGGCAGCAGGCGUUGGACUCGACGUUCUGCGCCAAAGCGUGCAGAAUUACGCAAAAGGUGAACAAUCGUCCUCGGUUGGAUCCAUGAUUAUGUCUCCUAGAAAUAUCGAACGAAUUGCCAAAAAGUUCAGCAGAAUGAGAGGAGCUGCUUUGAAGAUUGGCCAAAUGCUUUCAUUUCAAGAUUCCGCCGUUCUUCCACCAGAGAUUCAACAGAUUUUGCUCAGGGUUCAGAACAGUGCUCACUAUAUGCCGGCUAGCCAACUGGAAAAAGCAAUUGCGUUUGAGUUAGGAAAAGACUGGAGAACUCGCCAUUUUAAAUCAUUCGAUGAUAUUCCAAUUGCAGCUGCAUCGAUUGGACAGGUCCAUAAGGCAGUCACUGAAAGUGGUGAAGACGUUGUUGUGAAAGUCCAAUAUCCGGGAGUCUCCGAUAGUAUCGACUCCGACUUAGACAAUAUGCUUACUCUUUUAACAGCUUCACGUUUACUUCCUCCGGGUUUGUUUUUGGACAAAAGUGUUGCAAAUGCUCGGGUAGAAUUGAAAUGGGAAUGUGACUACUUGAGGGAAGCUUCGAAUAUUGAUAGAUUCGGCCAACUACUGAAAGACGACCCGGUUUUCGUUGUUCCUAAAGUGUUCCAUGAGAGUAGUGAUGAACAUGUUUUGACAAUGGAGCAUAUGAAGGGGACAGAGAUUAUGAAAAAGGAAUGGGAUCAGGACACUAAAAGCUGGAUUGCAUCGAAUAUUAUGAGAUUGACUCUAACGGAAAUUGCACAGUUCAAGUUCAUGCAAACGGAUCCAAAUUGGGCCAAUUUCCUUUACAACGAGGAGACAAAAAAAAUCGAGCUCUUGGAUUUUGGAGCUUGUAGAAACUACGAUAAGGAAUUCAUUAGGAUUUACCUGAAUUGCUUGAGAGCCUCGGCUAAAAAGGACCAUAAGAUGGUGGAGAAAUACUCACAAGAUAUGGGUUUCCUUACUGGUUUGGAAACGGAUAGUAUGACAAAUGCCCAUGUGGAGUCCAUUCUUGCACUAGGAGAGCCAUUCUCACCCCUUGAAAACCAUGGAAAGCCGUAUGAUUUCACUGGUCAAACUUUGACCGAUAGGGUCAGGGGUAACAUCAAAUUGAUGCUGAAUGAAAGACUCACACCUCCUCCCGAGGAAACUUACAGUUUGCACCGCAAACUGAGUGGAGCAUACUUGCUCUGUGCUAGAAUGAAAGCCGUUGUUCCUUGCGAACAGAUAUUCCAGGAAGUUGUUGGAUUAGAUUAUGAAUAG
This is a messenger RNA of Ogataea philodendri, 1746 nucleotides long. RefSeq lists its product as uncharacterized. Gene Ontology annotation, molecular function: kinase activity. The record is from RefSeq and is a predicted model, not a curated record. Lineage: Eukaryota; Fungi; Ascomycota; Pichiomycetes; Pichiales; Pichiaceae. Gene Ontology annotation, cellular component: extrinsic component of mitochondrial inner membrane. Gene Ontology annotation, biological process: ubiquinone biosynthetic process. Bases 1 to 1746 code for a protein of 581 amino acids. The transcript has a single exon.